GGAAGCUGCCUGCCGCGGUCGGAAGGGAGGGGAGGGGAGGAGGGGAAGGGGUGGCCGCGCCGGGCACAGCAUGGCUGCCAAGGCACGGGCCUUGAUUUGUGUUCUAACUUCCUCACUGAUGCAUCUCAGUAAUGUUUGCCUUUUUCACCUCAGCCAAACAAUGGACUGGUGGCUCUAACCAAGAGAGCUGAUCCAGCUGAGUUGAAAACAAUAUUUUUAAAGUAUGCAAGUGUGGAGAAGAAUGGCGAAUUCUUCAUGUCUCCUAAUGACUUUGUCACACGGUACCUGAAGAUAACUGGAGAUGGUUUGCCUAACGCAAGCACUGUACAGCUCCUUGCAGGUGUGGUGGAUCAGACUAAAGAUGGGUUGAUAUCCUUUCAAGAGUUUGUGGCAUUUGAGUCAGUCCUGUGUGCUCCAGAUGCAUUGUUCAUAGUAGCCUUUCAGCUGUUUGACAAGACUGGCAAAGGAGAAGUUACUUUUGAGGAUGCUAAGCAAGUUUUUGGCCAGACCACAAUUCAUCAGCACAUUCCUUUUAACUGGAAUUCGGAGUUCGUACAGCUGCAUUUUGGAAAGGAUAGAAAGAGGCACCUAACAUAUGCGGAGUUCACCCAGUUUUUACUGGAGAUACAGUUAGAACAUGCGAAACAAGCUUUUGUGCAGAGGGACAAUGCUCAGGCUGGAAGAGUCACAGCUAUGGACUUCAGGGACAUUAUGGUCACUAUCCGGCCACACAUGCUGACUCCAUUUGUAGAAGAAUGUCUAGUAGCUGCUGCUGGAGGUACCACUUCCCAUCAGGUCAGCUUUUCCUAUUUUAAUGGAUUUAAUUCUCUACUUAACAACAUGGAGCUCAUUAGAAAGAUCUACAGUACUCUGGCUGGAAAUAGAAAAGAUGUGGAAGUCACUAAGGAGGAGUUUGUUCUGGCAGCUCAGAAAUUUGGUCAGGUUACACCCAUGGAAGUUGACAUCUUAUUUCAGUUAGCAGAUCUAUAUGAACCCCGUGGGCGCAUGACGUUAGCCGAUAUUGAGAGGAUCGCUCCUCUGGAAGAGGGGACGUUGCCCUACAACCUGGCCGAGGCUCAGAGGCAGAAAGCUCCAGGCGAUUUGUCUCGGCCUGUUCUCAUCCAGAUUGCAGAAUCAGCGUACAGGUUUGCCCUUGGUUCAGUUGCUGGAGCUGUUGGAGCCACUGCAGUCUACCCAAUUGACUUGGUAAAAACUCGAAUGCAAAACCAGCGCUCUACAGGCUCUUUUGUGGGAGAACUUAUGUAUAAAAACAGCUUUGAUUGCUUCAAGAAAGUGCUACGUUACGAAGGUUUCUUUGGGCUUUAUAGAGGUCUUUUACCACAGCUAUUAGGAGUAGCACCAGAGAAGGCCAUAAAACUUACUGUUAAUGACUUUGUGAGAGAUAAGUUUAUGACUAAAGACGGCUCUGUCCCACUGGCUGCAGAAAUUCUUGCUGGUGGCUGCGCUGGAGGUUCUCAAGUGAUCUUUACCAAUCCAUUGGAAAUUGUCAAGAUUAGAUUACAAGUGGCUGGAGAAAUUACUACUGGUCCACGAGUUAGUGCCCUCACUGUAUUACGGGACUUAGGCUUCUUUGGUCUCUACAAGGGUGCUAAGGCGUGUUUUUUGCGUGACAUCCCCUUCUCUGCCAUUUACUUCCCCUGUUAUGCUCAUUUGAAAGCAUCACUUGCAAAUGAAGAUGGGAGGGUUAGCCCUGGAAAUCUGCUCUUGGCUGGAUCAAUAGCUGGUAUGCCUGCAGCCUCUCUGGUCACCCCUGCGGAUGUCAUCAAAACAAGGCUACAGGUGGCAGCCCGGGCAGGCCAGACCACCUACAGCGGUGUUGUGGACUGCUUUGUGAAGAUCCUUCGAGAAGAAGGUCCAAAGGCUCUGUGGAAAGGAGCAGGAGCUCGUGUAUUUCGAUCUUCUCCUCAGUUUGGUGUAACUCUGGUGACCUAUGAGCUACUGCAGAGAUGGUUUUACGUGGACUUCGGGGGAAUAAAACCAGCUGGAUCAGAGCCAGUUCCUAAGUCGAGGAUCACACUCCCUGCUCCUAACCCUGACCAUGUUGGUGGUUAUAAAUUGGCAGUUGCUACUUUUGCAGGGAUUGAAAACAAGUUUGGACUUUACCUACCUCGCUUUAAGCCAUCGCCACCUACCUCAAAGGCUGCUGCAGCAGUAGGACCCUAAGUUUAUUGCUGUAGGGUUUUUUGUUAUUAGUUGGGGAAGAGCCACUUUUCUAAUUGGUUAAUACUUUUUUCCUUUAGCUUCUCAUCAUGUAACAGUUUAGCUUCAUUUGAGUUUUAAGGCAAUUUUCAUCUUAAAUGUAAUCAUUUGUCUUUGUGCUUCCUUAACCAGAUCACUGUGAAAUUCUUACCAGUUGUUUUAAGUUUGGGACCAUGAAUGUAUUUGUCCACAUCUGACAUGUGCUUGUGUUGGGAAGACACUAAUUUUAGGUUCCAUUUAUUGGGGAGGGCUGGGUGAGAUCUGUGAACCAGAUCAUCUUACAGGCAACGCUCAGUUGCAGAUUACCAGGGUGGAUGUUGCACAUCGUCACUCAAAUGGAAAAGCUCAGUGGAUAUCACGGUGCUCAGAGCAGAAUGAUUUUGACUGUACGUGUAAAUGGGCUAUAAACUUCGCACGUGUCUGUAGAGGUCAGCAGAUAUACCCCCGGUACCUAAGUAUGCCAGUACAGUUUCCACUUUUUAAAUAUGUACACGCACAAGUUCUGUUUCUGGAUUGUAUUAUGAAGCUUUUAUGUGGAACAUGUUUUUGUAAUGGAAACCACAUUUAUAAAUGUUUAGCCCUUGUAUUAUGUUACUGGUAUCAACAUGCUCAGAAGAAAGUGUUAUUGUCCAUAGUCUUUGCACUUUAUGGCAGUACUUUUGGCAUUCUACUACACAUACAAGGAAAUUUCAUAACUAGGUGCCUAUCUUGGGUUGCUGGUGUUUGGAAUUCAGUUUGUAUAUGCACUUCUAUAGUAAAACGCUGCUUGUUUAAAUAACCGCAAUAGAAAAUUCAUGCACUGUAUCGAUGGUACCUGCCUUAACUGCUGGCUUGUAAUUGGCAAAUAGGUGGUUUCAGAUUCUUAUUUACUUCAUUGAGUCAAAAGAGAUUAAAAUACUCUAAAAGAAAAGAUUUUACUUAAUUUUUUGGUGCCUUGCACAGUGUUUAGAAAAUCAUGUAUUUAUGAAGAUAGAAAUAAACCUUUCAAACAGA
Molecule: messenger RNA, 3213 nt
Organism: Columba livia (rock pigeon)
Lineage: Eukaryota; Metazoa; Chordata; Aves; Columbiformes; Columbidae
Gene: SLC25A13
Product: solute carrier family 25 member 13
Exons: 19
Coding region: 256-2184 (642 amino acids)
Biological process (GO): malate-aspartate shuttle; L-glutamate transmembrane transport; aspartate transmembrane transport
Molecular function (GO): L-glutamate transmembrane transporter activity; calcium ion binding; L-aspartate transmembrane transporter activity
Source: RefSeq, a predicted model, not a curated record